This is a messenger RNA of Zasmidium cellare ATCC 36951, 4458 nucleotides long. RefSeq lists its product as uncharacterized. Gene Ontology annotation, biological process: intra-Golgi vesicle-mediated transport; early endosome to Golgi transport. Lineage: Eukaryota; Fungi; Ascomycota; Dothideomycetes; Mycosphaerellales; Mycosphaerellaceae. The record is from RefSeq and is a predicted model, not a curated record. Gene Ontology annotation, cellular component: TRAPPII protein complex. The transcript has 2 exons. Bases 1 to 4458 code for a protein of 1485 amino acids.
AUGCAGACAGUCAGGCUCUGCGAAGGCUGGACUGGACAUGCACCCCGAACCCACCGCUCAAAGCUCGAGCAAGUCGAGUAUCAUGACCCCUCUGGCGUCUUCCCGCUCGUUUCGGCCGACAUAGCUGCUCGCCUUCCUCUGCGAAAUCUCAACUGGCAGUCACCGCCUAGACCUUUGCGCCAGAUCAAAUCUCUCCAUGUCGAUUUCGUACCCGAUAAGUCUACCUCGAACAACCUUCGACCGACAACGUCGCGGACCGAUUCGGAGGGACCCAACAGUUUUGACAUUGUGCGGGGAGGGCCAGAUGGGCGCAAAAAUGCGGUGAAGGAACGAAGACACCAGAUACCCGGGUUCAGAACCAGCCCCUACCUCAAAGUUUAUGUGCUACGAUGCGACGACAAGGAUGCAUACAAAGAAAGCGAUCGAAGGAAGAUACGUGAAUGGAUCAGAGAGAAUGCCCAGCCUGACUGGAAGCGGGAAGACCACGAUGCUUUCGAAUGGAUGAUUCUACACAUUGUCAUUCCUGACACGAUUGCGGCGAGCGAACCGAGAUGGCGGGAGGGAACCAGAGAUCCAGAUGAGCUGAAAGAGCGCAAGCCUGGUACCAAGUUGAUUGGGAAGAGUACUCGCACUGUCUUCGACCGACUGCGAGCAGACUUCAACGACUCGGGUAAAUCAUAUCUGGACCGAAUCGCUCAAAUUCGCAUACCCAAGGCUCGUGCACCUGCGGAUCUACUUCCAACACCAGCGGUGGCAGAGACCCAUGAAGAAACACCACAAGAGCGGGAGAAUACAUGGAACGACUUCGUCGGCAAAUUGAAGAGUCUCAUUCUGGAACCAUUCGAUCGGCGAGUGCGUCAGUACGAGGCCGACAUAACAGACCAGGAAGCUCGACGAUCCUUACCUGGCUGGAACUUUUGUACUUUCUUCAUCCACAAAGAAGGUCUCGCUAAAGCAUUGGAAAGUAUUGGCCUAGUGGAGGAUGCAUUGGCGAUAUACGAUGAGCUUUCACUUGGGCUGGAGCUGGUCCUUCGAGAGAUUGCUUCUGGCGAGGCACAAGGAACCGCCACUAGUUUCGCAGCGUACACUGAUGAUAUUAGGGAGCGUAUUGUUGGAGCUCUCGACAAAGUAACUAAUGGCACGAAUGAUGAGACGAUGAACGACCGACGCGAUGCAGAUGCAUUGUUUGACAAAGAUUACAGGGAGAAGAUUGUGAGAAGCAACAUUUCCGUCUUCGACUUCUUCUGCUACAUUUUCACGAGGCAGAAAGCAUUGAUUUUGCGGCUGGCUAAUACAAAAUCCGCUCGCGCUCAGCUUGGUGUUGAUGCAAACAAGGAGGGUGGGGAGGAUCUCGUCCUGACCUCCGAAGUGUGUUGGCGGGCGUCCAGUUUCAUCCACAACAUUGCAAGGACAUUGAGGCAGGACCUCAUGACUAGGGCGGAACACAAAGACCGUGGAGAGAGGACUGCCGAGAUUGAAGCCCUCGUCUGCUCAUGGACGUGGGCCGUGGCGGGUCUGGUCCUUGAUGAGACAGCAGCGCCUGCACUGGUUGACAUUACAAGGCUUGGUUUCGAGGAAUCCAUGCAGGCACCCAACGGAAAGCCAAAACGCCCAGUGCUCAAUUUGGGCUUGGGGGCCAACACCCAUCCACAGCGAACUACAAGCCUCCCACCGAAUGAUGUCAAACCGGUACAACCGCCGAGGCCACAGUCCAGGCCUCGGACCCAAGACGAUCAUGCCUUCAGACCAGGAUCCAGUUCUGGGGCUGAAUCCGCGAAACCCACCGGGAUCCCAGGACAAGCUGAACUUGCCACCUACCGUGCCGAUCUGAUUUCGACACGCCGCAAGAUGCUUGAGCAGGUUGCGCGGCGGCAUGGUUGGUACGCAGGGUGGGCCUUUGCAAAACGCUCGCGGACAAAGCAGAUGGAGGAAGUCAGUUUAGGAGAGACCCCGACAGACUCCGUGCUGGCCGAUGAUGAGCAGACAGCAACCUCUCAAGACCACCUUAGCCCAGGUUUAAGGAAGGCAUUGGAAGACGAAAGCAGAUUUCAAUCGACAUACGAGCGUAUAACCAAUUUCGCCAUCCGCCAUUACUAUGCGGCCACCCAGAGCAAGUCUGCAGAGGUGCUGCUUGGCGACAUAGCCAUUCUCAAAUGUCAACAACAGCAUUUCGAGGACGCCGCUUCGCAUUUUCAGCACAUUCUCCCGACACUUUCUGCAGACAGCUGGGAUCUAGUAGCACUUGAAGCACUCGGCCUCUACUCCCGAUGCUUGAAACAGUUGCAGCGAUAUGAGGAUUAUGUGCGAAACGGCCUUAGCUUGCUCGCGAAGGUGACUGCUAGGAGCAUGGAAAGGCAAUUUCCACGAGUGCGUAUGACCGCUCAGAGUGCCGGACAUAAAAGCGACGGCGAUAUCGAAACGGGCGGAUUGCUUCAAGACCUCGUCGCAGCAUCUCGAGACUUGCAACAGGAGAUGAUCCAGCCCAUGAAGACAUUCUUCCACGGGACAUACCUCCACCGAGAGAUAAUGCAUGAGUCGAGCACGGAUGGCUUCGGCCUUUCCCUACAUCUCGAGCAUGUUCUUGACGACGAGCUUGACGUCGACGAAGUCGGAGCACGUUUGGUCAGCCAUGACGAGCCUAGCCAUGAGAUUUGGGUCACAAGCGGCAAGUCGACUGUCAAGAACGGUGUGAACAAGAUCACUCUGAAGUCCCAUGCCACCGCAUAUGGUGCGUACGUGAUUGACAAGAUACAGCUACGUGCGAACAAGAUUCGUUUCGUCGAGGAAUUGCGACCACCACCAAAGCCUACUCCACUUGGGUUCACAGAGAUCGAACCACCAACUGUCACUGUCACAGAACCAGAGAAAGCACCAGCAUUCGUCUUCUUAUACCCAGCCGAACGUGCCUUGAGUGCGGAACUGAGACGCUCAAAAGACAUACACAUCGACAAGCCACGACGGCUCGAGCUUUUUCUGAACGCUGGACACAAUGACAUCCAAUACAUCGAGGUCCGCUUCAAACCAAUAUCGGCUGGUCUGAGACUUCAUCUUGCAGACACAAGCUCGGAAGGGAUUGAUCUUGACAAAGCUGAAUCUGGAAAGCCUGGGCAGCGCAGCUUCAAGGCGCUGGGUCAGAAUGCAGAAGCUGUUGUGAUCGUACCAUAUACUGUCGAACAUGCAAACACCGACAUUGCCGUGCGCCUGGAGGUUCAAUAUCAGACUCCAGAUGGAACAUUCAUUCACUUGCAAACGGCUCGACUUUCGAACGAAAUGCCCUUGGACGUCGAUGUGAACGACAUCUUCCAUCUUGAUGCACUCUUCUCGAAUUUUACAGUCCGAACGACCACCAAGUCGCCUUUCUUGAUGUUGGCAGCAGACCUAGCGGAUUCCCCUGUCUACGCCGUGGAAGCGCCUCCUGAACUGCCACUGCCCGUCACGGUCUACAAGUCCCAGCCGAUGAAGCUUGUCUACAAGAUCACCCGCAAAUCCCCAGUGGACAGCCAAACACUCAAACGCGAUGCUGCAUUGGCUCUUGGAGUUUCUUAUCAAACCAUUGAUGAGCUAUAUCUUGCUGGUCUUCGAAAAAGGUUCAGCGAUGCUCUGAAGCAGUCUCCAUUCCAGCAUCUAUGCAGACUUCUGCUUCCGCUGCUACAUGAACGCGCCAAGCAUUUUAUCGACAAUACCGAUCUCGAAACAGCUGCAUUCCUGGGGGAAGCAAACAUCCCAGGCUUCGAUAUAUUGGGUUGGCAGGAGCUUGCUGACACUCUACAAGAGAGUGUGCGGCUCCCUCUGGCGGAAUGGCUCCGUCACUGGCACAAGGACAACCUUUCAGUGACAUGGGCCGACGAUGGCGCUGAGAAGGACGCCACAAAACAUAUCACAAUCUCUGUGGAUGUGCCUAAUGUCAACACCGUCUUCAGCGCUUCCCUGAACCUGCUGCAAGCCAAGCCUCCUGUCGAGUCGACUCCAUCGGUGCUCACCCUAGGACAGCCGGUACAGGCCACUGUGCGUGUUAGGCAUACCGGGGCUUGGAGUUCGAAAAGCCUAUUCCCAUCAGUGCCAACGUUCAAGAUUCACGGGGACAGCGACAAUCAGUCCUCCUUUGUGUGUGACGUCGGCACCGAAGCGGAUACUUGGCUCGUGGGUGGUCAGCGAAGAUGCCACUUCGUCUUGCAAGAUGGAGCUGAGAACGCGUUCAAUGUCCUCCUCGUACCCUUGAAGCUCGGUGCAUAUCCACUGCCUAUGAUCGCCGUGCAGAGGGAGUCUUCAGAUCCUGACGCCAGCGAGAACCCUGAUGAUGCGUUUGUCUCUUGCGAGACGCAGUAUGAAAGCGCUGGACAAGUGGUCCAGGUUAUCCGUGAUAUAAGAACUUCAAGGGUUCACAUUGCUGAAUCCCCAGCAUCGGUUGCAUUGCCGCCGUCUCGACCAGGCACGGCGUCUACGAAAGAGCCUGGAUGA